This is a messenger RNA of Limanda limanda (common dab), 6416 nucleotides long. It is a transcript of the gene srgap2, whose product is annotated as SLIT-ROBO Rho GTPase activating protein 2. The coding region runs from base 516 to 3908 and encodes 1130 amino acids. Lineage: Eukaryota; Metazoa; Chordata; Actinopteri; Pleuronectiformes; Pleuronectidae. The transcript is spliced from 23 exons. Gene Ontology annotation, molecular function: protein binding. Gene Ontology annotation, cellular component: cytoplasm. The record is from RefSeq and is a predicted model, not a curated record. Gene Ontology annotation, biological process: signal transduction; negative regulation of cell migration.
GUGGACAGGCAGCUGCGAGACGCACACCCGUCCGAGGCACGUUUCUGUUCCCCCCCACAUGGGUGCACCUCGACCAGCAGCGCCUGGUGGUUCCGGUUCCGACUCGCAGGAGAUCGCUGGAGGUGUUUGAGGAGGAAGGAGUCGGCCUCCACUCGGAGCUGUGUGCACCAGAACCGGUUUUGAGGAGGAGGCGAGGCGCGGCAGGCAGGAGCAGCAGCAGCAGGAGGAGAAGCAGGAGGAGGAGCAGGAGCAGCAGCAGGAGGAGCAGCAGCAGCAGCAGGAGGAGCAGCAGCGCCAAACUCACAAUGCGCCCGGAGUGAGCCGAGCUGAGGCAGGAGGAGACAAUACCGCUGCGACCUCUCAUCUGGACCCGAUCACUACUUCUUUUUCCUCCUCUUUUUCCAGAGUUGGCGUGUCCCUCCUCUUCCUCCUCUUCCCUCCUCUUUCAUUGAUUGAGACAAAAUUGACUUCUUCUUCACGAGGGCGAGUGGUUGGAUUCCCCCAAAAACUCAGCCAUGACGUCUCCGGCGAAAUUCCGAAAGGACAAGGAGAUAGUGGCCGAAUAUGAAACUCAAGUUAAAGAGAUCCGUGCCCAGCUGGUGGAGCAGCUUAAAUGUCUGGACCAGCAGUGCGAGCUGAGGGUGCAGCUGCUUCAGGAUCUGCAGGACUUCUUCAGGAAGAAGGCGGAGAUCGAGAUGGACUACAGCCGCAACCUGGAGAAGCUCGCCGAGAGGUUCCUCACCAAGACGCGCAGCACCAAGGACCAUCUCCUCAAGAAGGAGCAGAGCAUUUUGUCUCCUGUGAACUGCUGGAACCUGCUGCUGCUCCAGGUGAAGAGGGAGAGCCGGGACCACGCCACCCUGUCCGACCUCUACCUCAACAACAUCAUUCCCCGCUUCGCACAGAUCAGCGAGGACUCAGGACGACUCUUCAAGAAGAGCAAAGAGGUUGGCGUACAGCUGCAGGAGGAUAUGAUGAAAGUUCUCAACGAGCUUUACACGGUGAUGAAGACGUACCACAUGUACAACACGGACAGCAUCAAUGCUGAGUCCAAGCUGAAGGACGCAGAAAAGCAGGAGGAGAAGCAGAUGGGACGCUCCGGGCGACAGGACGACCGGCAGACGCCGCGCUCCCCCGACACGCUGUCCAACAUCAAGUCCGACGACAAACCUGUCCGACGCUCCAGUGUCAAGAAAAUCGAGAAGAUGAAGGAGAAGAGACAAGCUAAGUACACGGAGAACAAGCUGAAGGCCAUUAAGGCCCGGAAUGAGUACCUGCUAGCUCUCGAAGCCACCAACGGCUGUGUCUUCAAAUAUUACAUCCAUGACCUCUCCGACAUCAUCGACUGCUGUGACCUGGGCUACCAUGCCAGCCUGCAUCGCGCCCUGAGGACCUACCUGUCUGCAGAACAGAACGUGGAGACGUCCAAACACACGGGCCUGGAGACACUGGAGGUGGCUGCAGAGAGUCUGGAGCCCAAUGGGGACAAACAGAAACUGAUGGAGACCUACAACAAUGUCUUCUGCCCCCCAGCUCGCUUUGACUUCCAGUCCCACAUGGGCGACAUGAUGGGAAUGAUGUGUGCACGGCAGCCACUGGAGAGCGAGCUGCUGCAGAGGUGUCAGCAGCUGCAGUCCCGUCUGUCCACACUCAAGAUUGAGAAUGAAGAGGUGAAGAAAACUAUGGAGGCCACUCUGUCCACCAUCCAAGACAUGGUGACAGUGGAGGACUAUGACGUCUCCGAGUGCUUCCACCACAGCAACAGCAUGGAGUCUGUCAAGUCCUCUUUCAGCGAAUCCUAUCUCAGCAAGCCCAGCCUGGCCAAGAGACGGGCCAAUCAGCAGGAGACGGAGCAGUUCUACUUCACGAAGCUGAAAGAGUUUCUGGAAGGCAGGAACCUGAUCACCAGACUGGACUCCAAGCAUGACCUCAUCCAGAAAUCCCUUGGAGAGAGUCAGAAGUCUGACUGUUGCCUUGCCAGUGGACGGAGAAACUCAACAGUACGGAAUCAGGACUCAGGUGAGGCCAUUCCUCUGAUGGUUGAGAGUUGCAUCCGCUUCAUCAGUCGCCAUGGUCUGCAGCAUGAGGGCAUCUUCAGAGUGUCGGGCUCUCAGGUGGAAGUCAACGACAUCAAGAAUGCAUUUGAGAGAGGUGAGGACCCGCUGGCAGGGGACCAGAAUGACCACGACAUGGACUCCAUUGCUGGCGUCCUGAAGCUCUACUUCAGAGGGCUGGACCACGCCCUCUUCCCUAAAGAAAUCUUUCAUGAAGUCAUAUCCUGUGUCUCGAUGGAGAGCCUCCAUGAGCGGGCGCUCCACGUUAAGAAGGUUCUGCAGUCUCUACCGAGCCGAACGCUGGUCGUCAUGAGAUACCUGUUCGCCUUCCUCAACUACCUGUCUCAGUACAGCGACGAGAACAUGAUGGACCCCUACAACCUGGCCAUCUGUUUCGGCCCCACCCUGAUGUCUGUCCCAGAGGGCAACGACCAGGUGUCCUGCCAGGCCCACGUCAACGAGCUCAUCAAGACCAUCAUCAUCCACCACAGCACCAUCUUCUCCGGGCAGCAGGACCUGCAAGGCCCCAUCUACAUCAUCCCCGGGAGUGGAGAAGAUCUCUGUGAGCCCCCCCUUGUGGAAGAGCCUGCGCCUGACACCGUCUCUGUGAGGAACAACAGCGAAGAUGGAACCUUGACUGUUUCAGAGUCCGAGCCGAUCGAGGCCAUCGCUCGGUUUGACUACUCCGGACGGACGAGUCGGGAGCUGUCGUUCAAAAAGGGAGCUUCACUGCUGGUGUAUCAGCGAGCCUCUGAUGACUGGUGGGAGGGACGACACAAUGGAGUGGAUGGACUGGUGCCACACCAGUAUAUUGUGCUCCAAGACAUGUCUGAUGGAGGUCGGGGAAGUCCGAAGACUGAUGUUGACUCCAGGGACCUGCUGGGGGAGAGACUCUCCACUAGAGGGAGCGCCGCCUCUCCUACUGGUGCUCAUGUGGCUGACAUCUACCUGGCCAACCUCAACAAGUUGAGGAAGCGUCCAGAGUCUGGGAGCAUUCGGAGGACAUUCCGUGGAUCAGAGAGCGACAGCACCAGUCCAGGGGCCAGCGGAGGGGGGGGAGUAAGAACAGCCUCACUUCCUGUCGGGGGGGCUUUGGUGAAGGAAACUGGAGACAAACGACCUGUCAGCGCUCACAGCAUCCUCAACUCAGUCACUCGCCACUCCUCACUCAAGACCAAGGUGGAGAGUCCGCAGCUAAGGAAGACGACUUCAGCCGGACGCUCCAAGAGCUUCAGUAACCACAGACCUCUGGACCCAGAGGUCAUCGCUCAGAUAGAGCACGGCUCCCAGGACAUCGACCUGCCCAUGAGCUCUGCCCUGAGUGAGUUCAGUAAGUUGGAGAGGCAGAGCUCCAAACAUACACACGCCCCCGAUGUGGUCCUGGACACACUGGAGCAGCUGAAAGGUGGGAGUGGCGGCGGGGGGGGAGGAGGAGGAGCCUCGGAGCCCUCCAGUCCGCUCCACUCCCGCCUGCUGAGGGACGGCGAGGGCGGCUCCUUGCAUUCUCACCCACUCCAGCGCAGCGCCUCCUCCGCCAGCGACGUGCCCUCCUCCUUCCGCCCCAUCAAGAGCCAGCCGCGGAGCCCCCUGCCCUCUGCCACCUCCCCCUCCCUGUCCUCCUCCUCCUCCUCCCUCUCCUCCUCCGUACCUUCCUUCAGAGAGCUGCGCCCGCCGGCAACCAGACCCAAGCCGGUGGUUUUCCCGAAGAGCGGCGGAGGGAGUCCGGCGAUGGGCUCCCCGACCUCCACUGUUCCCCCGACGCCUCCUCUUCCACCUGCAGGCCACACACACUCACUCCCGAGCACUCCUCCUCCACCUCCUCCCCAGUCUAAUGACAAAUCCUGCCCAGCUUAGAACCGCUCGACCCGAACAGCAACACUGAUCCUUACAGACUCUUCUACCAGGCUGUAGAGAUGAUAUCAUUUAUUCAGCCCCAACCCACUAAUCAUGUGUAGCAUUCACUUCUUGGUGAGCAGGCGAACGAGGCCUUGUUCUCUUUUUGGAGGUUGUCUCCGCCCUGUUGUGGCAGCUCCAACGUGUAGGUCAGUUAACUCCCUUCAAACACACUGGUUUUGUCUCGGUCACCACAGAGAUUCCAGUUCGAAUCCUUCAUAAGGGAACGGGACUCAGGAUGUACAGCUACAGCACCGGGAGCUUACAUACACUAGUUGGUGACGUGAUGAGAAUUGUGUGUGAGUGGGCGUGUGAGAGUGCUACCUGCCUUUACACACAGAGAUCUAUGUAAGGAACAUAAAGCACAGUUUGAUUUUUUGUAUAUUAGAUUUGACAGCUUUUCUUUUCUCCUUCUUCUUAAUGACCCACUGACUAGCGGACUGGAAGGGAGCGAUGGAUUCCUGAGAGUAGACUGUGAAAUGCUUUAGUUCUCGCUCUGUGUAGAAGCGACACACACUGACUCGCUGCUUCGGACGACUGGAGAGAAAAGUGCAUGGUGAAAGAAAACUGGGCCAAAUAUCAGUGUAGGUCAUGUGAUCAAGAGCUUUAUUUGAUUUUUUUUUCUCCAGUGUUUGAUAUAAGGUGAUUCUUUUUUUUUUUUUUUUUUUUUUAAAAUGACUGUUCAGUACUAGUACCACAACAGGAGCGUAACGGGACAGUUGUUCUCCAAUAUACUUUAAUGGCCAACAGUAAUUCUAAAUACAUAUAUAGCAAUAAGAAAAGAAAAAAAAAGAAAGCUGGUAUUUUGAAGCGUUCUGCUGCUUCUCUCCUGCAGUUUUGUUAUGUGUGUAGGGGACCACUGAAACCCAGCAUUUUUAUAUGUGAUGUUGGACCGUACACACACUCGCAUACACAUGUUUUGUCAGUCGGUGUGUGGUAGUGUUUCGUGGCAGCUAAACGCCCUUUCAGGUUUUCCUCGCAUGCCGGGGCCACACAGCCGGCCGCCACACUGGCGAGCCGGCUGGUUGCAUCAUUCUAUGUAUCUGCAGUACCAGCUUCAAACAAAGACACAGCUUGCUCCUUUAAAUAUAUACUUAACAGAAAAAAAGGGUUUUAUUAUUCUAAUGGUGUGUAUGUAUGUUUAAUAAUCUAUAACUGGAAGCAUGGAGCUGAGGACCCGCCCGCAACCAAACCACCUCAUCCAGUGAGCUCUGAAGCAACGUCUGCUUCGAUCACUUUCUUUUCCUUUAACGAUCAGAACAGGUUAUGGUAUAAUGUGGAGCCGUGGGUGUGCGCCUGUUUGAGCAUGUGUGGAUGUAGAGUUUAUAUAUGCACCUCACCACAGCCUUGCCCCACUCAUCAUAAAGGGAUGCUACCCAACAGCAGCAGCAGCAGCUGCCCGCAGACACAGAGGAAACACACACGUCUCUCUUCUGGAGUUGCAGCAGCCUGAGUUAAUAUGCACUGUGUAUAUGUGUCAUCAGAUUAAAAAAAAAAAAGAAGCCUGCAGGGAUACAUGAACCGUUGUCUUGUCUUCAGUCACUGCUGUGACACCAGUGGCAGCCCAGCUUUACUUAGAAACAGGAUGAGGAAUCCCAACUCCAAGGACUUAAACAGACUUUUCUUUUUUCCUGAUAUUAUUUGGUGAUGGAAAACGCGAUAUGUUGUUAAUUUUUUUUUUAAUAUUAACUUCAAAUGUGGAGAUAUAACAUUCAGGGCAAACUGAAUAAAGCCUUUUUUUUCAUUGUAUUUCACUUUCUUGAGAAAGUAUUGAACUAAUUGUCACCCUGGUGUUCCCUUUAAUCACACGUACCCCCUCCUCAAGAAUACAGCACAUACUGCAUUCCUGUAUAUGCUCUUCACCAGGUCAUGAAUUAUAAUUGUUAAAAGUUUUUGUUUUUCCUAAUCUCUGUAUACUGUUUGUGUAUUACCUGGUAUAUUUGUGUUGCUCUUACCUCAUCGAGACAACUGGAGGGACUGUGACCGUGCGGGUGUGUGUGGUCAACGCGCUCACACACACUCACACGUAACACACACACGCAUGUGGGUGGUUGGUGUGUUUUGUCCUGGCUGUGCUGUCGAGAGGAGCUGGGACCCUCUGCGAUCUCAAAUCAAUCAUCGUGCACUUGAACAACUUUUGCUUGUGUGUGGACUAACUGUGUGUGGGGAUGAUUUGUCGGAGUUGAAUAUUGUUGAAUAUGCAUUUUUUUGUGUCCAUUUGAAAACAGCAGAACUAAAAAAAAUAGACUGUAAUGUCAAAUCUAUUUAUAGUUGUCUCUGUAUUACUGGAGAAUCCUGUGUUCAGAUGUACUUUGUAUAUACAAUGUUGUACAUUACAGAGGUACACUCUUUUUUUGGUACAAUAUUGUACAGUAAUAGCAAUAGUAGUCUAAUCAAAUAGGCCUUAUAUAAUUCUAUGUGUAGUUCUUGUAGUAGAUUUGUUUUUUAAUAAACAUUGCUUGCUAUAAA